CUGCUGAUUUACUAACCUGUUAACUUGUUGCCAGUCCCUAAUUACCAUGGUUAACUAAUAUAUCGACAAAGUGGUGCUCGCUGAUCCGCAGCUGAGAGAACGAACGUCUUCGUGAACAAAGAUAGCCUCAGAUGCUAAUGCUAACAAAGCAGCUUGCUCGUAUCUCACCUUUGUCCUCGCGCCGGUCGGCCGCCAUCACAGACCCUGUGACGUGCUCCUAACUCGCGUUCAGGAAAUGGCGGACGAGGCCACGCGCAGGGCCGUGUCGCAGAUCCCACAACUAAGGACGCACGUCGGGCCGCGGGAUCGCGCGUUGUGGCCGCAAAGGCUGAAGGAAGAGUACCAGGCACUGAUCCGCUUCGUGGAGCAGAACAAGGCGGCCGACAACGACUGGUUCCGCCUCGAGUCGAACGCGGACGGCACACGCUGGACUGGCACGUGCUGGUUCAUCCACGAGCUGCUGCGCUACGAGUUCCGGCUCGAAUUUGACAUCCCGGUGACGUACCCGGACACCGCGCCCGAGGUGGCGGUCCCAGAGCUGGAUGGGAAGACCGCAAAGAUGUACCGCGGCGGGAAGAUCUGCCUGACCGAGCACUUCGCGCCGCUGUGGGCACGAAACGUUCCCCGCUUCGGCCUAGCGCAUCUAAUGGCGCUGGGACUCGGACCGUGGCUCGCCGUGGAGAUCCCGGACCUGAUCAGCAAGGGGCUCGUGGUCCACAAGGAACGUGAACGCGAGGUGGAGGGGGAGUGACGUCACGGGACUAAAGACUGAAUCUGAUUGAAAACUGGUUCAGUGAGUCCCGUUUAAUCCAGAGGAAAAAUGAUGAAAGAAUGAACAGAGUCUGGUUUCACACGAAACGUCGUGGCCUUAAGUCCGGACUGCGGGGCUGAAAUGAGCUGAUGACUUUUGUUUUCUUAUAAUUUUAUUAUAAUAUUUACGUCAGUUUGUUUGGUAAAAGCAGCGGUGAAACGGAAAGGAUUUCUGAUUUCAGGGCAAAAUAAAGAAAACAAACUUGA
This is a messenger RNA of Scatophagus argus, 1017 nucleotides long. It is a transcript of the gene ufc1, whose product is annotated as ubiquitin-fold modifier conjugating enzyme 1. The transcript is spliced from 2 exons. Bases 236 to 751 code for a protein of 171 amino acids. Gene Ontology annotation, biological process: protein K69-linked ufmylation. Gene Ontology annotation, molecular function: UFM1 conjugating enzyme activity. The record is from RefSeq and is a predicted model, not a curated record. Gene Ontology annotation, cellular component: cytoplasm. NCBI's taxonomy places the organism in Eukaryota, Metazoa, Chordata, Actinopteri, Scatophagidae.